Molecule: messenger RNA, 1860 nt
Organism: Amphimedon queenslandica
Lineage: Eukaryota; Metazoa; Porifera; Demospongiae; Haplosclerida; Niphatidae
Exons: 13
Coding region: 50-1648 (532 amino acids)
Biological process (GO): protein phosphorylation
Molecular function (GO): protein kinase activity; ATP binding
Source: RefSeq, a predicted model, not a curated record
AGCCACGCCUAUCUAUUUUAACCCUUUCUGCAUUGUAUUAAACCGGACCAUGGGCAGAUACUCAAGGGUUUUGGGUUUUCUUUUAGGUUCUUCAGCUGUUGGUGGCAGUGCCUAUUACUGGUCACGUGACGAUGGGGAGAAGAGAUGGCUAAAAGUUCAACUCAAAGGAAUAACUCGUUUUGCAAGAUCAGCAGCCAUUGGGAUUACAAUAUCUUGUGACUACUGGUGGACAAUGAGGAAUCUGGAUGAAACUGAUCCGGAUUACUCUCUCUCCAUGAGUGCCUGCCAUCAGAGAGCUGCUGAUCGCAUAGUUAAUGGUGCAAUGGCUAAUGGAGGUCUCUAUAUAAAACUAGGGCAAGGUCUUGGGUCUUUUAAUCAGAUACUACCUAGGGAAUACAUUGAUACACUUAAAAUUCUACUCAACAAGGCUCUUUUUCGUGAUGAUAAAGAGUUGGACCAGCUCUUCAAGGAGGACUUUGGUUUAAAAGUUGAUAACAUUUUUGCACAGUUUGAUCGCCAGCCAGUCGCAGCUGCAAGCCUAGCACAAGUUUACAAAGCGAUGACUAAUGAUGGUCAGUCUGUGGCAGUCAAAGUCCAGUACAUUGACCUCAGGGAUCGCUAUCAUGGUGACAUAUGGACGAUUAGGAUUCUCCUUAAGUUUAUUGCCUGGAUGCACCCUAGCUUUAGUUUCUCGUGGGUUUUGGAUGAACUGAAAGACACUUUAUACGAGGAGUUGGAUUUUGAACACGAGGGACUCAAUCAGGAGAGAUGUGCUAGAGAGCUCAAACAUUUAUCGUACGUUUGUGUCCCAAAGAUACGCUGGGAGCAUACUUCAAAGCGUGUAUUGACAUCACAAUGGAUCGAUGGGUGUCAAGUAACGGAUGUACAAUCACUUAGAGAGAGGGGGUUGUCCUUAGCUGAAGUAGCUCAUAAAGUGACAAGAGCAUUUUCUGAGCAAUUGUUUGUGACUGGGUUUGUACAUGGGGACCCACACCCUGGAAACGUCUUAAUAUGCAAGUCACCAAAGAGCAACUCUGUUCAAGUUUGUCUAUUAGAUCACGGCCUUUAUACACCAAUCACAGAACAUAUAAGACUGAGACUAUGUGGGAUAAUAAAGUCAACUGUUCAGUAUGAUGUGCCUAAUUUAAAGUCUUACUGCCUAGAAUUGGGAAUAGAAGACUAUGAAUUAUUUGCCCUAAUGCUCACUGGGCGUACAUUAAAAUCCCACAGGGAGAUGUUCAACUCUUCACUAUUAACAAGACGCGAUGUUAAAGCAGUCACCGGUACGUUCAUGUAUAGAAUGGACGAUGUAGUGGAAAUACUUCGUCUACUGCCUCCUUCAAUGUUGCUAGUUUUUAGGAAUAUUAAUCUGAUUCGUAGCAUUAACCGGGAACUGGGUAUACCGAUCAACAGGUUUAAAGUAAUGGCUAAAAUAGCAAUUGAAGGCUACCAUUACGAGAAGGAAAAGCAAUCAUUCUCUGUUUUAAAUAGUGUUAGGCGCUGGAUUGAUCAGAGACAGUUUGACUUUAGAUUAUGGUGGUGGUCGGCCCAGUUGUGGUGGUCUGUGACUUUAUUAAGAAUAUAUGCAUUUAUUGGAAGAAGUGAUACGCACAAUGUUGAACAGAUCCAAUCUAUGAUAAAAGCUUAACAGCUACACCACGAUUAUUAUUAUUAUUAUAUUAUUAAUAUUUGUCAUUAUUAAUUUUAUUUAUUUAUACAGAAGAAAGCUACAAUACAAAUCAGCUAGUAGUUCUGCUGUUGAAAAAAAUUAAGAAUUUUUAAAUAAAUAAUAAUUAAUAUUAAUCAAAAAUAAAUUUGAUGUGAUAAACAAUGAUUAUUGCUGAGGAAAAUUAUAAAAUA